Molecule: messenger RNA, 1230 nt
Organism: Mollisia scopiformis
Lineage: Eukaryota; Fungi; Ascomycota; Leotiomycetes; Helotiales; Mollisiaceae
Exons: 1
Source: RefSeq, a predicted model, not a curated record
UUCUUGGCCUUGGCGUCUUUCAAGGCCUUCAAAGGGUUCGUUCACAUUAUGUCAUUCUAUUUCUAUACGCGGCCAGCGAAGUCUCCUCGUAUUCCAACAGUUACACCUAGGGAUGUUUCAGUUAUCGUUUCCACUGUUGGGUCAUUUGAGGCAGACUUUCAAAUGACUGUGCAGUCGAUUCUGUUGAAUCAACCAAGAGAAUUGAUUAUUGCAACGGUCGGUGUCGAUAAAGCUAAGAAGGCUCAAGAAGCAAUUCAAGACCUACCUCGAGCACUUGUCGGAAGCACUAUCAUUACUGUCGACCUGACAAUGGCUCCCAAUAAACGCUCCCAAUUCAUCUCAGCUGUCGGUGAAGCUAGCGGCGAUAUCAUUUGCUACGCAGACGACCACGUCUUGUGGCCAACCACCUUCUUGAAAAGUGCGCUUGCUCCUUUUGAAGACGCUCAUGUUGGCAUGGUUGGAACUGUAAAAGCCGUUGAGCGUGUUCGCACGGACCCUUGGGUUUCUUUCUUGAAUUAUGUUGGUUGCAUCUAUCUUGAGCGCCACAACUUCGAAUGUACCGCGACCUACAACAUUGAUGGCGGUGUCUUUGUCAUCUCCGGUCGCACAGGUCUCAUCCGCAAGCAAAUUGUCGAAUCCCGCGAUUUCCGUAAAGGUUUCUUGAACGAAAAAUUCAAGUUCCUCCUUUUCAAGAGCGAUUUGAUGAAGCCAGAUGACGAUAACUUCAUGACUCGCUACUGUGUUAAGAAUGAAUGGAAGACCGUCUUCCAUAAUCAUCCCGACGCUUGUGUCGGCACUACCCUCGGCGUUGACAAAGAUGCUUCUGGUAGCCGUAAGACGAAGUUCUUGGGACAGCUCGUUCGUUGGGCUCGUACUACAUGGCGCUCGAAUCUCGUUUCCUUGUUUGUUGACCGCUCUUGCUGGCGUGCAUACCCUUGGACUACGUAUGCUAUGUUCAUUUCGUCAUUCAUCAACUUGGCCAUCAUUUACGAUCCGCUCAUGCUUGUCUUCCUCUACCUUUCUCGACCUCAAACAAGCCAUUUCUGGGGUGCGGUUGUAAUUCUCUUCCUGAGCAAGUGUGUCAAGCCCAUUCAAUUCAUGUGGAAACAUCCGAGGGAUCUUGUAUGGCUUUUUUGGGGAAUUCUCUUUGGAUAUCUCCACAGUUUGAUCAGAUUGUAUGCAUUGUUUACGAUUACGAAUGUGGAGUGGUCUGGAAGGCAACUGAAUAGC